Molecule: messenger RNA, 1924 nt
Organism: Astyanax mexicanus (Mexican tetra)
Lineage: Eukaryota; Metazoa; Chordata; Actinopteri; Characiformes; Acestrorhamphidae
Product: protein BTG3
Exons: 5
Coding region: 219-1040 (273 amino acids)
Biological process (GO): negative regulation of cell population proliferation; negative regulation of mitotic cell cycle
Cellular component (GO): cytoplasm; nucleus
Source: RefSeq, a predicted model, not a curated record
GCGGACUGAACGAGGAAGUGAGUCACAUGUUAAUCACUGACGGGAAAGUUAUGAGCAAGUCCACACGGAGGCGAAACGUGGAGCGAGAAGAAGGACAAAGCGCUCGAGAACACGAUCUUCAUUAGAGGAACAAAAGCUUUAACACAGAGAGAGAGAGAGAGAGAGAGAGAACAGGAGAACAGCAGCUGAUCACACACUGUCUCACACUGCGGGAAGAGAUGAAGAGAGAAGUGAGCGCUGGAGUGAACUUCCUGAAACGCUUGGCCUUGGAGCGAGGGGGCGUCGACCAAACCAGAGCCAAGCUGUUCGCUGAAAAACUGGAGGAGCUUCUGUGUGAGAAAUACACCGACCACUGGUACCCUGAGAGUCCCAGCAAGGGACAGGCGUACAGAUGCAUCAGGAUCAAUGUGGACGCCCCCUGUGACGCCUCCGUGCGACAGGCUUGUGAGGAAAGUGAACUGAAGCCGUCUGAGCUGGGCUUCCCCCGAGAGAUCACGCUGUGGAUCGACCCGCUGGAGGUGUCCGCUCGAUCAGGGGAGAACUGCAGAUAUUUCACCGUGGCUCGUUUCAGUGAGGAGAAGGAGGAUGAAGAAAAGCAUCAAGACAGCUCAGAUUCAGCACACUUAGACACUUCAGACUACCACUCAGCCAGCUCCUCCGACUGCGGCUCCACGGUGUCCAGCGACACGGAGGAGGAAGCGAGGGAUGCUGGGAUGGAGAAAGAGACAGAGAAAGCGGGAGGGGAGAAGAAGGAGGAGGACAAGUCUUUCAUUAUUGCAAUGCGACCCAGGGCGAGAGAGCUGAAGCCACGAGAUCUGAGGCCCCGGAAAAUUCCAAAGUCUCAGCUCCCAGGGCUCCAGUACUUCUACCACCCGACGCCGGUUUGGCCUCAGUAUAAGCAGAAAGGUCCUGUGAUGCUCACCACCAUUUGCGCCCCUCCGCCUCCCCCUGUUCUCGGCUACUACGUCCUCCCCAACCCUCCCCCCCAGUUCAUCGUCCCCCACGCAGCCCUGCAGCCGUGGGGUGCAGUUAAAGGCUAGACCUAAACCAGCCAAAACAGGAUGAUCGAUUUGAUUAUCAUUUUAUAUAUUUUUGUUUUUGUUUUUUUUGCGGCUGAUGUCUGAUCUAGUUUUAUGUUUAAAUCAUCGUAGCAUUUUCUAUAAUUUUUAUUAAUAUUGAACAUUUUGAUAUUUUAACGUAAGAGAUCUCGACGAUGACUUAUAAUAGUAGUAAUUGUUCAAUUUAAAGUUGUUUUAUCUGUCUUAUUUAAAAAGGUCCAAAGUUAAAUCAUUUCACUGAAACAAAACUCAAACAAGCCAGGAUUAACCCAGAUCUUCUUUCAGGGACCACAUUAAAAGGUGCACAAAUCUCAGUUAGAAAACCUUCAUUGUGUAUACUUGAUUACUGUAUUUCUCAUGGAUUGAUUUUUUACUGUAAAAAAUGAAAUAGCACAUAAGAGGGGGACCUAGGGGGCGGAGUCGUGCACAGUGUUUUUUUUUUUCCUGCUUUAAUGUGCCAGCGGUGUAAAGCUUAACAACGUUAAAUCAUUUUCUGAUACAAGCGGUUUACGCUUCAUAAUGGCCAUCGCUAUUUAGAGGGUUAGCAAAAAUUGUGAGCUGUGAAACCUACCAACAUGUGGAACUCAUCAGUUAAUCAUCACUGAUGCAGCAUUGCGAGUAGCAUCACAGCGCUAACGCUUGGAGAAAAGCGCAACGACUUGGUUCUGAUACAUCAGCUCACAGAUGCAGCCUUGUGCUGAUCAACAUCACCCUUUGGAGUGAUGUGUGGAAAGAGUGCCAUCUACUUUACCUACCCAGAGAGAGCAUGGCUAAUUCUGCUCUCUCAGGGCUCCGGCAGCUGAUGGCAAGCUGCAUAACCGGGAUUCGAACCAGCAUUCUUCCGAUCAUAGUGGCAGCGCUUGGUG